GUGAUUAUAGUGGGCUUCUCUUGUUUCAGAUGUUGGGCCUAGAAUUCUGCAAUUCGUGUUCGUGUAUACACGAACAAUGAGAUUUCAGAGGAAAUUGGUUUUACUUGCGAGCUCGGAUGUAAUUUACAGGGGGAACUGCUGGGGGUGAGUCUUAAUCCUGGAGAUUAGAUUUACUGGAAUUAUUUUCAGUUUUGGUCAAUUGAGGUUAUGUUAACCAUAGUUAAAGUAUAAUUUAUUUCACGAUAUACCACACAUAUACGCGCCAAACAAUGUAACAUAUCAAUAAUGCAAUAUUGUCUUGUCCACGCUAUCAGAUAUGAUUUGAACCAGGCAAGGAUGAGCACUUCUAAAAGCUUGUGCAUGUAUUUAAUGGAUAGUUUUGUGUCUGUUUGUGAGCUUGCUUCGGCCGCUGCAGGUAGCUUGGUAGGAAAUAGUUUUGCAGCCACCAAGAAAACAAACAAUCCUCGAAGUACUUUUUUUUUCCAAUGGUGAUUUGCAUAACAAGAAACUAUAAAAUGGGUUUUAUAUUUUGCUAAGCGAUUUUCUUUUAUUGUUUCCCUGGAGUGAACGACUAUUUGGCAACAUUGUUGUUGCAGCUGAAGAGUGGGCUGUCUUAACUGAGCCAGACUGCUCGCUGCAGCAUCAGUAUCACAGGGAUACCGGCAAAAUCGAGCCCGGAGUCUUCAAUCUGCUUCUUGCAUCAAGCUGUUCAGGUAUACACAUCAGAGAGCCUAGACAGAGUAUGAUUCUUCGUCUCCAUACAUCUGUGAAUCCAGGAAAGAAAAUGCAUUACAGAGUGAUAUCCAAUCAAUGAAAACUGAAUUUAAAUACAAGGGGAGAAUGACGGUUCCUGCUAUGAUUGUACCCAAAAGCAACACAAAAGUGUUAUGCUGUACCAAUAACUGUAUGUGAGGUUGGCAUGAGACUCAGAGGGAGGGAUCCUCAAGGUUCUGCUUUGCCGUGGAUAGCCAACGUUCUAGGAGUUCAGAGUGUGAGACUGCGACUGAGGCUGGAUCGUCACGACAACAGGGGUAAAGGCUGCUGGCAGCUGGUUGACUUGGGUGGUGGGAGCGAAAGAAGCUGCCGCAGACUGAGAGAUCGGAUACAGCCAGCUUCAUCUCAGAGUCCAAUGAGUAUUCCUGCAGCCUCAGUGCAGAAACAAGACAAUAGUGAAAUGCAAUCGCCUGCAAUGAGUCCCACAUUCAUUCCCGGGCAGAGAGGGAAAAUACCAGGCAGAAAACGGGGGAGACCGCCUCUCCGUUCCACUGUCUCCAAAAUGGAUUUCCAGAAUCGAUACUCGGAGUCCCUUUCGCCCUUGAAAGUACCUAAGAAGAGGGGCCGAAAGCCUGGCUUUAAGCUCAAGUCUCGGAUUGUGAUGACUCCUCUGGCUAUCUCCCCUCCCAGCAGUACCCCCGAGCCAGACAUGAGCUCCAUACCUCAAGACGCCGCCACUGUUCCUCACUCUGUCACCCCACAAGUGCUCACAGUUUGCAUUUAUAUAAACAAGCAAGCCAACGCAGGUCCUAAUCUUGACAGGAAAAAAGUACAACAGCUUCCAGAUCAUUUUGGGCCAGACAGACCGUCCGUAGUGUUGCAGCAAGCAGUGCAAGCGUGCAUUGACUGUGCUUUCCAGCAAAAGGCUGUCUUCUCUCUGCUCACUCAAGGUUAUGGUGGAGAGAAAAUAUCAGCCACAUUUGAUGGGAAACAGCACCUCCUUAGCCUGCCAGUAGUGAACAGUAUUGGCUAUGUACUGAGGUUUCUGAAGAAGAUGUGCCGUAGUCUGCAUUGUGAGAAUCUCUUCAGUGAUCAGCCUUUCAUGCAGCACAGUGCAGCCUCCUACCACAGUGAGAAGUACUUUGAGGGGAAUGCACACUCCACAGCAGAAACUUCAAUGCCGGAAGAUUACCUGGUCGACCCCAUAGAUCCAAAAAGAUACUCUGUGGACCCCUCUGAUUCUGCAUUUAACUUGAUGAGCUCUCCCUACCCGCCAAAGCCCUCCUACGGCUACCGCUCCUGCCAGCAGUUCCCUGGAGGGCCCGCCCCAAUAGGUCCGUGCAGGCAGGCAUCCAGCCCCAGCACCUUCCAGGAAGGAAAUAGAAGUGCCUAUAGUCCUUCACCCGAGACGCAGGAGACUGCCCCUCCACUCAGCAAAGACCCUUCCACCUGGACAGUGGAAGAUGUGGUCUGGUUUGUGAAGGAUGCAGACCCCCAUGCUUUGGGGCCGCAUGUAGAGAUAUUCAGGAAACAUGAGAUAGAUGGAAAUGCUUUGCUUCUCCUGAAGAGUGACAUGAUCAUGAAAUACCUGGGACUGAAGCUCGGGCCAGCAUUGAAACUCUGCUAUCACAUCGAUAAACUAAAACAGGCAAAAUUCUAAAUUUACUGAUGGGGCAGGACAACAUGUGGUUAAAAGCAUUAAACAGUGAAGUAAUGCAGGUUAGAGAAUAUUUCUGGAAAAUAACUAAUUUGAUUGCAUUUCUAGAAAAUGUAUUACUUUUUAAGUUUUUACCAGCACCAGGCCAAGUAGAGAUGUGUGCAAGGUGGAAGAAUUACCUGCAGACAAUGCAAAUUAACUGUUAUUUUUGUUUAUCGAGAUCUGGCUGCUAUGUGCCAGCAGGCAUUCCAUAGUUUCAGUGAGCUGUUAUGUACUAAAUAUAUGCGUCAGAACUUUGUAAACUACAGGGUGACAAUUUAAACGAUAUGUGACAUUUUUCUAUGUAAUUCUAGGUUAAUUAUCACAGAAGGACCUGUUUCGAUGUAUCACUAGCCCGUAGCCCACACAGCAACAUCUACCUUAAUAUAAUUCCAAAAAGUCUGAACACCUCAAACUCAUUAUUUUGAGAAUUUAGCUUUGGUAGAGGCCUAAGAGAUCUUGGGUCCAAGGGGAUCCUAAGGCAGUGGAGUUUGAAAAUGGACACCCAUGCUUACAGCUUCUAUUCCUACACCUACUGGCUACAUCACAGUAUUACCAUGUACAUAUUCAUAAGAGAUACAGAACAAUACGUCAUCGCCACCUGCUGGGCAUUUAACACAUUACAGCUCACUGUAGCCAAUCCUAAAUUCAUAUGUGAUUUAUCUGCUUGAUCAUUGAACUGAGAGAUAUCUUUAUCCACAUGCUACCUAGUUGUCUGGCAUAUCUCUAAGGCCAUGCUAGUUUUAAAAUGUAAGAUUCAAGUCUGUGUAGAAAUUGAAUUGUUAGAGCAGCUAAACUUUAAGCAGAAACAUAUUUUUUGGCAGGGGUUGUUUUGCCAUUGCAUUACAACUUAGUCAUGUUUUCCAUUAGAAACUGAAUGAGGCAAUAUCUUGGUAGUGCUUUUAGUUUUUGCAUUUACAUCUCUGUACUGUACACUUGCUUCAGGUAUAAAUGGUGUUGGAAAAAACAGUUUCUAUAUAUACAGUAUACGAGUUUGAUGUUUUAUAUGUACCUGUGUAUUCCAAUUGAAAAUCAUUUCAUUUCCAAUGAAGUUAGUAAUGUAUGUUAAGAAAUUAUUCCCAGUACUGUUGUAUGUUUUCUGGCAAAUUUUUAUGAAUUUGUUUUAGUUAUUUUUCAAACCUAUACAUAAGAGAAAGAUUAAUUACAAAUACACUGUGGGCAGUCUGGAAAGUUGUAAACAUUACAGUUUAAUUGCCUUCAUAUACUUCCAAGCUUUUAGCUAUAGAAGCUGCAUCUACUUGUAUUUGCUUAGGUAGUCUGUCAUGCGCCAUACUUUUUUGGUUCCUUCAAUCUUUACUUACUGCCAUUUUAAAAUAAGAUGGAGACCUGUUAGGAGCAGUUUCAGCUGAAAGCAGAAUCUUGCUUUUUUUUCCUUCCAAAGUAGCUUUAAAAGCCGAGGUACUCUGUGCAAAACACUGGGCCCACAAAAUGCUCUAACAUUUUAGCUGAACCGUCAAUGUUACUUGCUGACUGAACAGUCUCUGCAUCCAGUGGGAGCCAGUCUUUCUGGAAGACUACGUGUGUGCGUAUGUGUGUGUGUGUGUGUGUAUGUACUGCGUUUGUAUGUGUGUUUUUUAUUGAUAUCUGUAUGUGAAUGCUGCUUUUUAUGAUACUAGGCAUAUAAGCCAAGUUUAAAAAAAGAUAUGUUUAUUACUGAGAUUCUUAGAGGCACUGGUGUGUGUGUGUGUGUGUGU
Polyodon spathula (Mississippi paddlefish) is the source of this 4125-nucleotide messenger RNA. Its product is annotated as sex comb on midleg-like protein 4. Lineage: Eukaryota; Metazoa; Chordata; Actinopteri; Acipenseriformes; Polyodontidae. The record is from RefSeq and is a predicted model, not a curated record. Bases 920 to 2374 code for a protein of 484 amino acids. The transcript has 10 exons. Gene Ontology annotation, molecular function: protein binding.